GCGUUGUCUGAAGUGUUCGUUGUCAUCGUUAAGGUUCUCGUUGCUAUUGCUGUUGCUGAACAAAAUACCCAACGGUAGAUAAAGAAGACAAAGCUAGAAGUAUAGAAAGUGUCUCCAUCAUCAGUUAGACUCGAGGUUUUGAGUUAGAAACAACAAAAGUACAUGAAACACGUAGGCGGAAACAUACGAAUGACAAUUAGUGAUAAUUCAGGAAUAAUAAUAAGAAAAAAAAAAGAAAAAUAUAAUAAAACUCGCUGAAAUGGCGAGUACUGAAGACUCAAAUGAAAUCCUCGUGAAAAAUAGACUUAGAAAAAAUGAGGACAUUGGUGUUGUAAAUAGUUUUGGCUCAAUGGACAUUGGCAGAGGACAUCGGUUGCGAAGUGAAACUGAUAGCUUUCCAAACAUAAAUGAAAGACCUGUCGACGAUAUUUCUAUUGAAUUUUUUUAUACGCCACAUACUUUAACAUUACUUUUUAUUUCAAUUAGUGCUGUAAUCUACUUUGCCUUUGUCAGAGACAAUCGUGAUGUUGAUGACAAUUUAUGGGCUGGAAUUUUAUGCGUUAUAUUUUUUUUCCUCAUAAUAUCAGUGUUGACAUUCCCAAAUGGACCAUUUACAAGGCCACAUCCAGCUGUUUGGCGAAUUGUCUUUGGCUGUAGUGUUCUCUACCUCAUGUUUUUACUAUUUAUGCUCUUUCAAAGCUACGAGACCGUUAAGAAAAUCCUCGUAUGGGUAGAUCCCGGAUUAUCGACGUUUCGUAUUGAUAUGGACAAAGAAUAUGGUGUCAACUGUUCAGACAUCACUGUUGAAAAAAUUUGGAAUCAUCUUGAUGUCUUUGCUCUGGCCCAUUUUCUCGGUUGGGUUUUCAAAGCUGUACUGGUCCGUCAUUUAGGUUUACUUUGGGCAACAAGUAUUAUGUGGGAAUUAACAGAAAUGGCAUUUGCACAUUUGUUACCUAAUUUCGUCGAGUGCUGGUGGGAUGCCGUUAUCCUGGAUGUCGCAGUGUGCAAUGCACUUGGUAUAUGGGUUGGUUUAAAAAUUUGCUCAAUACUGGAGAUGCGGGAAUACAAAUGGGUCAGCGUACGUGAUAUUGAGAGUACUACUGGAAAACUAAAACGUGUUGUUCUACAAUUUACACCCGCAAGCUGGACUUCAGUACGAUGGCUGGAUCCAUACUGUACAUACAUGCGUUUUGUUGCUCUCUGUCAGCUUGUCAUUUUUUGGCAAAUUUCAGAACUUAACACAUUUUUCCUUAAACAUGUUUAUGAAUUCCCACCGUCACAUCCAUUUGUCGUGAGUCGAUUGGUGUUAGUUGGCGUUAUUGUUGCACCCUCCGUUAGGCAAUAUUAUAUGUAUGCUACCGAUCCGACAUGUAAACGAGUUGGUACUCAAUGCUGGGUGUACGGUGCGAUAAUGGUCACGGAAGCAUUGUUAUGCAUUCGUCAUGGUGCUGAACUUUUCGAACGAACUCAGGCAGUUAAUAUUAUAGUUUGGUUACUAUGUCAAACAUUAAUAUCAAUUCUAUGUGUCUACGGCUGUGUUCUCUGGCAUCAAUACUUUGAGAAAGGAAAUAAUACCAUGACGACAGACGCAAGUCCAACAACACCUGAAUCACCUGGAAACCUGGGAGGUGCUAAAAAAGAAUCUUCGGAACAUUGUGAUGAUAAGAAGAAAGAGCUGUAAAGAUGAAGACAAAUUACAAUAGAAACUUUUUUUUU
Messenger RNA from Microplitis demolitor, 1716 nucleotides. It is a transcript of the gene l(3)77CDf, whose product is annotated as phosphatidylserine synthase. NCBI's taxonomy places the organism in Eukaryota, Metazoa, Arthropoda, Insecta, Hymenoptera, Braconidae. The coding region runs from base 260 to 1681 and encodes 473 amino acids. Gene Ontology annotation, biological process: phosphatidylserine biosynthetic process. The record is from RefSeq and is a predicted model, not a curated record. Gene Ontology annotation, molecular function: L-serine-phosphatidylethanolamine phosphatidyltransferase activity. The transcript is spliced from 7 exons.